CACAUUUCCCGCGCUCGCUCGCAGCGUCCCGUGCGCGGUGCAUGCUGGUGUCUCGGCGGGCCGGUGGGGCAUAUGCGGCUAUGGCGAGCGACUUCUAUCUGCGUUAUUACGUUGGGCACAAGGGGAAGUUCGGCCACGAGUUUCUCGAGUUCGAGUUCCGCCCUGACGGUGAGGCUCAGGGUUUCCGAUUGGGGAAGGCAAGAGAGGAGCUCCCCGGGGAUCUGAGGCCUGGCGGAGCGGGGGAGCCCCCCGCACCCGGGAGGGAAGAAGGGGCCUGUCGCCUGAGGAGGGAGAAGAGACCCCCAGGGGGGUGGUAGGCGGGAAUGGGGUAUUGCUCGUUGGGAAAAGGAAAUGGGGUCGGGGGAAAUUAGCCAUUGCCCGAAGAGAGGAAGGUGGCUCCUGGGGAGACCUGCGUUUCAGUAACAAGAGGGGUUGGUUAGUGGCAGGCUGGCCUCUGUCCAGUAUACCUGAAGGAGCGUCUCCACCUCCAUCGUCCAGCCCGGACACUGAGGUCCCGCGCCGAGGGCCUUCUGGCGGUUCCCUCACUGCAAGAAGCAAAGCUACAGGGAACCAGGCAGAGGGCCUUCUCGGUAGUGGCACCCGCCCUGUGGAACGCCCUCCCACCAGAUGUCAAAGAGAUAAACAACUACCAGACUUUUAGAUGACAUCUGAAGGCAGCCCUGUAAAUUAUUAUUAGUAUGUGAAACCCUCAGUGGGGUAAAGUAUGUUACAGUUUUUGACGGAGGGUUUUUGAGAGCUGGCUUUUCCUGCCGGUGCAGGAGUGCUAGAAUAAGAUUCUUCAGAGAGCUUAUGGUGAGAGGAUCAAGGGAGAGGGAAAUUGGAGAGGAAAGCAUCCGCUCUGCUGUGAAGGCACUGAAAAGCUGAGCCUACACCCCCACCCCUUCCCUGUUGGUUGACUGAGGAGGGAGCAAGUCACUCCUUAAAGUGGUCCAGAACACUUCCCGUUGCAGGGAGCAAACUCUACUUGUGAGUACAGUGGUACCUCGGGUUACAUACGCUUCAGGUUACAGACUCCGCUAAUCCAGAAAUAUUACCUGGGGUUAAGAACUUUGCUUCAGGAUGAGAACAGAAAUCGUGUGGCAGCGGCAGCAGGAGGCCCCAUUAGCAAAAGUGGUGCUUCAGGUUAAGAACAGUUUCAGGUUAAGAACGGACCUCCGGAACGAAUUAAGUUCUUAACCCGAGGUACCACUGUAAUGGUCUUUGUGAGCCUGCAGAACUUGGGUGUAUCUAGGGUGUGUGGAUGCUGAACAGAAAGGGGCUCAGAAACCAGGUGUUUUUAAGUCACUGGGCAACAGUUAUCUCCCUGGCCUGACUUUCAACCCAUUGCCUUCUUUAGCCCAUUCAAGACUUUGCAGGCACAAGUUAAAGGGAAAAAUGUGAAUUAAAUUAAGCCCAAGUUCUGUAUUGCUUUGCUACUUUGUGUAGUGUAGUGUUGAAUGUCAUAUUAUCUCUUUCAACAGGGAAACUGAGAUAUGCAAACAACAGCAAUUAUAAAAAUGAUGUCAUGAUCAGAAAAGAAGUAAGUUGACUGUGUUUAAAUAAUUUAUAGAAUUUUUGUGUCCUACAGCGUGAGUUCUCUGGGUACCUCACAACACAAAUUAAAAUAUAAAUGUAAUAUAAAAUAUAAGUGUUAAUAUCUAAUUAAUGCAUAUUUAAUUUAAUUUUUGUUUAUUUAGUUAAUAAAAACAAAUUAUGCAGGUGGAAAAAUCUUGACACCUCUUGUAUUUUAUCUGUGUUUUUGUGAUUUAGAGUGACCAGUGGAUGUCUUGAGUUUAUAUAACUGUGUAUUCAAGGCAAGCCAUUAAAUUUGCCUGUUACUGUCUUUUGCUACAUAUCUAAUGUUCCCCUUUUAGCUGUAUUAUUGAAACUUGGACUCAAAAUAUUGUAGCUAGUAGAAUUUAGCUUUUUGUUUCUCUACACGUCUUAAGUGUAUGUAGUAAUUGGAUAGUAAAAAUCUGCAAACUACAAAAAAUGUCAUAAAUAAUCUAUGUCUGUAUCUCAAAUGUUACAUCUAGUAUUCACUCUAUAAAUUUGUUUGCAGAUGUUUUGCCCAAUAUAUGCUGAGCUCAUUCCAGUGGAUAGCAAAGCAUGUACUUAGUUAUUGAUCAAAAUAAAUUAAUACACAUACUUCAACAAGAAGGUAGUGGGCAAAUGACACACACAUUUCUGUAUUAGAUUUAUUUUAAAGUUAAAAUGCUACUAUUUCCAUGCUGCUCUAGGCCUACGUACACAAAAGUGUGAUGGAAGAGCUAAAGAGGAUAAUCGAUGACAGUGAAAUCACAAAAGAAGAUGAUGCAUUAUGGCCGCCUCCUGACAGAGUUGGCCGGCAGGUUAGCAAAUUCACGGCUUCCCAUAUAAAUAUUUUAAGUUGACAGGUGUACAGCAGUUAAUGUGUACACUUGCAGCUGCUAGUUCUGUAAACAGAUGGGUAGAAAUCUUAUAUCUAUUUCUAGUGAACAGAAUAUCUUGUUGGAGUAGAUCUUGAAAAACAUCUGGGGAAAAGUUAUUGAAGGUGGGAACGAGGCAUCCAUAUCACCUCUCUCCCUCUCUGGGUAGGUGUGAAAUGGUCAUUUUAUUGAUCUUCAAACAGUGCUCUGAAAUUAUUUUUUUCUUUUUCCAGGAGCUUGAAAUUGUAAUUGGUGAUGAACACAUCUCUUUUACCACAUCAAAAAUUGGUUCUCUUAUUGAUGUAAAUCAGUCCAAGUAAGUGCUCUUUGACCAGCCGCUACAACUGUUGUAGUGCUCUUUUUGAAAACUAUUCACUAAGCUAGUUUUGUUAGCGGAUUGGGAAGAAGGUGAGGCAGAAGUAGUGCAGCUCUGUCCAGUUGUCUUGCUUAAGAUGCCUCUAUAAAUGCUGUACCAUGCAUUUGUGGCCAAGCUGGAAAUACAGUUAUUACAUUGAUUUUAAGUAAAAAUAAUUUAGCAAACCUGAAGAACAGCAUAUAGAAUUUGUCUCAGCUGUGGCAUUGCAUUAUUUCCUCACUCAUUUAACUGAUUCUACCCUGAGGACAAACAGAACCUUUCAUAAACGCCCUACUAAAGCCAUCUGGUUUAUCCCCAGCUGCUAAAAGCCAGCCAAAUAAAUCUUGCAGUACAGUGGUACCUCAGUUUAAGAACAGCUCUGCUUACGAACAGUUUGGUUUACGAACUCUGCAAAAUUGGAAGUAGUGUCCCGGUUUGUGAACUUUACCUCGGUCUAAGAACAGAAGCCGAACGGUGGAAGGACACCGGCGGCGGGAGGCCUCAUUAGGGAAAGCACACCUCGGUGUAAGAAUGGUUUCGGUUUAAGAACAGACUUCCAGAAUGGAUUAAGUUCGUAAACCGAGGUACCACUGUACUACCAAAAGAUGCUUGAAUUUUGAUAAGUGACUAGGGGAUUCUCAUACUGAGUUCCUGACACAGAGUAAUGAUUAUGAGUUGGUCAAAUACUAUUUUAAAAAAUAUUUUAUUUCUAUUUGUUUUUCCUUUUGCACUUCAGGGAUCCAGAAGGUCUAAGAGUGUUUUACUACCUUGUCCAGGACCUCAAGUGUCUCGUCUUCAGUCUCAUUGGAUUACACUUCAAGAUUAAGCCAAUUUAAAUUGUAUGGAUUUAAAUUUGUACUGUAAAGUUUCUUUCGGUGGGGUCACUUUCCAUUCCUUAUCUCUCAUUGGUUUUAUGUGUGUCAGAUUUUUUACAGAGUGAAUUUAAUAAAUGCUAAAAAGCU
Molecule: messenger RNA, 3725 nt
Organism: Podarcis lilfordi (Lilford's wall lizard)
Lineage: Eukaryota; Metazoa; Chordata; Lepidosauria; Squamata; Lacertidae
Source: the annotation of a GenBank genome assembly